AUGCUGCGUUUUGAGGCCGCACGCGGGGGCGUGCGGCUCGAUGGGAAGCUCUUCUUCCUCAAGGGCGCGAGCUUCUUCGGCAUGGAGAGCGAUAUAUGUGUGUUGCAUGGGCUGUGGGGCGGCCCAGACUCCACGACGCUAGCAACAGUAGCGCAACUAUUACGCUCGAACGGCUUCAAUCUCGUUCGCAUCCCACUAGCGGUGGCCGCAGUGGCAAACAACAUUGAGGUGGAUCGCUAUAAAAUGGGCAAUGAGACAGCACUACUCAAGGCGUUUGAAGGAAAGGAAUUACACUAUUUGGACGUGCUGGACUAUGUGAUCCACGAACUGGAACGUCAUGAUCUUCUGGUGCUACUAGACGCUCACGUGAUGCAGCCAGCUGGAGCAAUUACUCCACUGUGGUAUGACGAAGGACAAGGCUGUCCAGAGACUGUAGUGGAGCAAAUGUGGACGACGCUGGCAUCGAGAUAUAAAAGCCAAUGGAACGUGCUGGGGGCUGAUCUCAAUAAUGAACCCCACGGAGAGGCUACGUGGGGCUCAGGAGACAUCAAGACCGACUGGAGACUCGCUGCAAUGAGACUGGCGGAUAAGGUCUUAACGGUGUGCUCUCACUGGCUGAUAUUUGUCGAAGGAGUACAGUCAACGAGCUGUGAUACGGGGCAUGAGAUGCCCUGCUUCUGGGGUGAGGAUCUACAAGCUGCUGGUCAACAUCCAGUGGAGCUAUGUGUGGACAAUCGACUCGUAUACUGUCCACAUACAUACGGACCUGCAGUGUCGUGGCAACCGUAUUUCAACGCAGAGGACUUUCCAGCUAAUAUGCCUCGUAUCUGGGAUACCCACUUUGGAUUUCUAAAGCAACAGACAGAGGUGCCGCUUGUCAUUGGCGAGUGGGGAGGUCGUCAUGAGAACCCACAGGACUGGACGUGGCAGACGCGCUUUGCUGAGUACACACAGCAGAUUGGCGUCAGCGGUGUCAUCUUCUGGUGCGUUAAUCCGAAUGGAGGCGACACGGAUGGCUUGCUCUGUGCUGACUGGCGUACACCGAACACCCACGCUUUUCAGCUGUUGUCACGCUUUACCGGGACGCUCGUGCCGUCAUCCUGUUGA
This is a messenger RNA of Phytophthora infestans T30-4, 1107 nucleotides long. RefSeq names its product endoglucanase, putative. The coding region runs from base 1 to 1107 and encodes 368 amino acids. Gene Ontology annotation, molecular function: hydrolase activity, hydrolyzing O-glycosyl compounds. The record is from RefSeq and is a predicted model, not a curated record. NCBI's taxonomy places the organism in Eukaryota, Oomycota, Peronosporomycetes, Peronosporales, Peronosporaceae. The transcript has a single exon.